Argiope bruennichi is the source of this 4224-nucleotide messenger RNA. RefSeq names its product ribosomal protein S6 kinase beta-1-like. Gene Ontology annotation, molecular function: protein serine/threonine kinase activity; ATP binding. Bases 161 to 1573 code for a protein of 470 amino acids. Gene Ontology annotation, biological process: protein phosphorylation. The record is from RefSeq and is a predicted model, not a curated record. NCBI's taxonomy places the organism in Eukaryota, Metazoa, Arthropoda, Arachnida, Araneae, Araneidae. The transcript is spliced from 17 exons.
AAAGUACAACUCAACCACUUUCGCUUUGUGGAACUCGGUUUGUUUUCGUCUCGUAUCUGCGAGCCCCAUAUUUAUUCAAAAUUCUUAUUGAAAUUUGAUUUUUGUCGACAUUUUUAAGAUUUUAACUAUUUAUUUUGCUUCUUAAUAUUUAUAUUAAAAAAUGGGUGAUGUAUUUGAUCUGGAAUUACACGAAGUUGAACAGUAUGACGAUGAAUCCGAUGAUGAUGCUAUUGAAGCUAUAGAAGUAGAUGGACAGGUGAAUGUUCCUGAUGAGACACAUGUCUUACCUUCAAUAGAGUCUGAGAUUGAUGGAACAAUCAAUGAAGAUAUUGAAUAUGAUGUGGGUUCUGGAAAAACUGGACCUAAGGACUUUGAACUUCUCAAAGUUUUAGGAAAAGGUGGAUAUGGGAAAGUAUUCCAAGUGAGAAAAAUAACAGGAAAGGAUAAAGGAAAACUUUUUGCUAUGAAAGUUUUAAAAAAGGACACUAUUGCUAAAAACAAAAAGGACACAGCUCAUACAAAAGCUGAACGAAAUAUUUUGGAAACAGUCAAACAUCCUUUUAUUGUGGAUCUUUAUUAUGCAUUUCAAACUGGAAGAAAAUUGUAUUUAAUUUUGGAAUUUCUCAGUGGUGGAGAAUUAUUUAUGUAUCUUGAAAGAGAAGUCAUGUUGCUGGAAGAUACUGCUUGUUUUUAUUUAGGUGAAAUAGUCUUAGCUUUGCAGCAUUUACACAAAGAAGGUGUUAUAUAUAGAGAUUUGAAACCAGAAAAUAUUUUAUUGGAUGCUACAGGUCAUGUUAAACUGACAGAUUUUGGAUUAUGCAAAGAAUCAAUCCGUGAUGGCAGCAUCACACAUACAUUUUGUGGCACAAUUGAAUAUAUGGCACCUGAAAUAUUGACCCAGAGUGGUCAUGGUAAGGCUGUUGAUUGGUGGAGUCUGGGAGCAUUGAUGUAUGACAUGUUGACUGGUUGUCCUCCUUUUCAAGGAGAAAAUAGGAAGAAAACAAUUGAAAAGAUAUUAAAACAUAAGGUUGUGUUUCCACAUUACAUCUCUCAUGAAGCACGUGAUCUGAUGCGUAGACUUAUGAGAAGACCUGUCAAUCAAAGACUUGGAACUGGACCUGAUGAUGCCGAACCUAUCAAAAACCAUGCAUUUUUUCGACAUGUGAAUUGGGACGAUUUGCUAGCCAGAAAAGUUGAACCACCUUUCAUACCACAACUGAGUAGUGAAGAUGAUGUUUCACAGUUUGAUUCUAAAUUCACUCAACUGGCGCCAUAUGACAGCCCUGAUGAUUCAAUAGUGAGCAGCAGUAAUAAUCAGUUUCAUGGUUUUACAUAUGUGGCUCCAUGUCCUCUAGAGGAUUACAUAAGAGAGGGUGCUAUAUCACCUCCUUUGAAUCGUUGCUUCAAUUCUAGAGGUCCAUUUAGCCCAAGAAGAGCUUCUCCUCGUUACAAUUUUGACAACCCCCCAACAUCACCAAUGCAGUUUGAAGAGCAAAUACCACCUUAUGCUCCUGUAACUCAUCCUCCCAGGUCUCCAGCAAUACCUGUUCGUCAUACAGGCUUAAAGACGUGAUCUUCCAGAUCUUAGGAUUAAUUAAGUUUUUAAUAAAAUGAGAAACUGUAUGAUAAAGAAAUCAAAGAUUUCUUUCAUGUUCCUUCUAUGCCCAGUUAUAUAUUUCUUGCUGCUCCUUUUUCCUCCAGUCUGUGUCAUUUACAUGUUUUCUUGAGGAGAAAACAUGCAGCUCUGUUCAUACCUUUUGUAAACUACAGAUUCUCAAUGUACAGAAUUCAGCACCAAAAAUAUAUAUUGUGCUAAUUGUUUUAGUACUUUCCUGUAUGUGAGUGAGUAUGUCGUAUUUAAUUGCUAGACUCAUAUGGAUUUGAAUAACUACAUUUGCUAAUGUUAGAGGUCAGAAUAUAUCUUUGGAUAACAGGUUGUAAAUAAAGUAUUAUGAAAUGGCUUUGAAAGAGUCUUAGUUAAGAAACAAGAGUUUCUAAAUAGACAUGAAAUUGUGAAGAAACAGUAAUAAAAUGUAUUGUUUGAGAGUUAUCACUUUUAAAAUGAAACUAUUAAAAUUAUUGUAAGUACUUUUACAAGUAUAUUCUUAUCUCUUAGCAUUGUCUUUUUCAGUAUAGUUUCUUGGUGUGCAAUUAUAUACUUUACGCUCUGCAAUAUAAGAGAUGUAUUUUUCUUAAGGACUUGUGGUUAAACUGCAAUUUGAUAUUAGUUUCGUUUUACGAAUUUAGAUAUUUUCAUGUUGAUUAAUACUUUCCAUUGAUUAAUCUUACAUUUUUUUAAUGUUUUUUGAAUAUGUGCAACUUUGUUUUUAAUAAAUUAAAUACUUUUUAUAAAAUUUCCAAAACACUUAUGUAUAAAAUUAUUGAUCAUCAUGUAUUUUCCAUUUUUUAUUUUUGCAUUUGGGAUUUAUUUUAAGUUAAUUUUUCUUUACUUUGGAUGUUAAUAAGGUUUUGGGGUAAGCUGUGAUUUGUUCUUCUUUUAUUUCUAUAUUUAUUUGUUUUCGUUCUUCAUUAAGUUCAUUCUCCAUUCUUAUAAAAGCAUAUAUUUUGAUUUUUUUUUUUUUUUUUUAACCACAACUAUUGCCACCUCUUAUGACAAUAUAUAUGUUUACAAUUUUAAAUUAAAGACUUUCUACCUCUUGAAUCUCAAUUUUCAUUUUAAAAAAUAGAUUAAGCUAUAAAGUUCUUUUUUCCCCUUUGAUUUAUUGACAUAUUUGAAGAUUGUUUCUAUUUGCAAUGAGCUAUCCUUGACUAAAAUGGCUGUAAUUACUAAAUAGCACCAUGAAUUUUUUUAAGAUAUAUUCUUAAGUACACCAAAUGCAAUAUCUAUUCAACUGCAUAUAAAAUAUUUUUUAAUGGAAAAUAAGCAGUGUUUUAGCAUACUAAUUUCAUUUACAUUUUCUUCCUAAAAUUUAUGGCUUUAUGUAUGAAAAAUAUAAAUAUACCUAGAAAUAUUUAAAAUGAAUUAUAUAAAAAUAUUGACUUCCAUCUUGUGUAUAAAUAGAUUGCAUGAAUUCUUUGUAAAAGUAGAAAUCAGCACUCUUUAGUAAACAUUAUUUAUAAAAUGUAUCUGCAUACUUUUACAAAUGUAAAGCAGUAAUGAAAAUUGAUUAUCUUGUGCAAUUUUCCCUUAAGAAAUUUUAACUAAAAUUUUGAACUUUCAUAUUUUUUAAAAAUUAAAAUCAUUGUUUGAGUGCCAUAGGGGCAUUAAUUUUUUAUUUUAUUUUAUUACAUGGUGCUAUAAAAACAGCCUAAGUCAUGUGUAUAUAUUUUUAAUUUUCAUUUGCAACAAGUAGUUGAUAUUUGUUAAGAAUGUUGUAUUUAAACUCCUCUAUGUGUUUUUGUGUUGUUUAAGUUAUUUAUUUUUUUAGUUUAACAAGCAUUUUCAUUUUUUUUAUUAUUAUUUUUCAUUCAUUUUGUUCUUUUGAAGGAUGUGAUUGCACUAGUUUUGUAUAGCUUAUUGUUAAUUUAUUGCUGUUGAAUAUCCUGUAAUAUGUGUAUAACAAAGCUCGAAUUUUGUUAUAGAGUUUGUUAAAAUUGCAGUUUAUAAGCCAAAUGUAUUUACAUAUCUAAUCUGUAAAAGUAUUUGUUAAAUUGUUAACUUUCGCUUUGUUGAAUUUUAUUUUAAAUAUUAAUAGUAAAAUCUAAUUUUAACUAUUCUAAUGCAUUAUUAUAUUUAAAUAAAUUCAAAUGUACCAAAUAUUUUAGCAUGCAAAAAUAUUAGUUUUCAUUGUAUUUUUGACUAAUUAAUAUACAGUAUUAUUUAAGAUAUUGCAUGGUUGUAAAUAUGUAUUUAUAUUAUUGGGAUAUUUAAAAGCAAUUUGAUGAUGUGAAAAUGUCAUAUUUAUGGAAUUUGUAACAGGAUCGAUAAAAUAUGUAUGCCAUGGUAUGAUGUUUUAUUCCAUGUGGAUUUUGAAGGUUGCUUUUUUUUCUGGUUAUGAAAAAUGUUGCUGAUCUUUGCUGAUGAGUUUACUUAAAAUAAUACCAUGGUAUGCCUUAAAAUUUUUUAAACAAUGUGUAACUUGAAAUGUGAUUGUCUUACUGUGUAAAUUUGUUUGUGUGUCAAAUUAUUCUAGACGUUUUUAUCUGUUCAAGUGCAUAGUGGAGAUAUUGGGAUUUCAGGUUGAAUAAGCAGCAUUUCCUGCAUGAAUAUUGUAUUGUUCUAGAUGCCCUGUAGGGUUAAAGAAAAGGAAAAAAAAAACAUAA